Molecule: messenger RNA, 771 nt
Organism: Amoebophrya sp. A25
Lineage: Eukaryota; Dinophyceae; Syndiniales; Amoebophryaceae
Source: the annotation of a GenBank genome assembly
CGGACGGCAACAAGCGUGUCGAACGAUAAGCCUAACGCAUGCUCAGGCUACACGGCCUGAAGACGACAGUACAGAUGUAUGCUCCCGCUAUUUGGUAAAAACCUGAAUUUCAUCAUAAGGGAAAACAAAAAGAGAACCCUUGUCGUGAUCCAAUUCAGGCUAGUACCAAAUACCGGAAUGAUUCAACAGACAACUUAUGGUCUGUGGUUGCUCGCAGCAGCCUUUCCGAGCAGUCCGAUAAUCAUCUUCAUCCCCGAGGAGAUCACCCAGGAUCUGAUCAUGACUUGCAGCAUCUUAAUGUAGCCUCUACCGUUGUUCGCCUCACUAUUUCGCCAACGCUCGUGCCUCCUCCGUCUUCCAGCGGAGACCCAGGAUUGGGUUCUUCUAGCAUUAAGGCAACUCCAAGAGUAAGAGUAAGAGAGUACUGCUUCUAUGAGCUUCCUUUAAAUUUCAAGAGGUAAGUGAAGUUAAAUAGCCUACAACAAUCUAUUCUAAACACCAUUUUAUUUCAAGGGGAAAAACAGCACGAGACUACUACUACAGAGCUGCUCCUCGUCAUCCGCUUCCUUUUCAAGGGGAAAAAGAAGUUCGCAAGGACUUGACUCAUCUCAGGGAACAAGAUGCGACGCGGUUCUGGUUCUAAUAGUGAUGUCGUGGGUAGAAGAAUGCUCGGAAAUAUAGGAUCAAGCGGCGGACACGGCACAAUCUCGGAAGACGCGGAUGAUCCUAGUUCAUCUUCAAGUAAAAAAAAUAGUAUGGCCCCCGCACAGG